Messenger RNA from Pocillopora meandrina, 339 nucleotides. The record is from the annotation of a GenBank genome assembly. NCBI's taxonomy places the organism in Eukaryota, Metazoa, Cnidaria, Anthozoa, Scleractinia, Pocilloporidae.
AUGGAAAAACGCGCACUCACAUAUACACACAAAAAAACUAAACAAAACAUCAUCAUUUUUCGAUUCAGUGUCGAAAGCAAUCCAGGAUUGCUUUUAUUUUGCUUUUCUUCGCUGUGUGAUUGGUCCAGAAAACUUGCGUCCCUCUCUCAACCAGUCAGACUAAGACUAAAAACAAUUACGACCUGGGCACUCGCGUUUUCCCGCGCUACGAGCUGUUUGCUUGUUUACAUUUUGAGUUCUCAUUGGUUUCAUGCAAUAAUUCCCUUUCCCAUGAUUGGCUGUUGUAUCACCUCAGUUUUGGCUUUAAAACAAUUAAUCGAAAUAUUUCUUCUAUAUUGA